UGUUUACGGUGUUUACCGUGUUUACCUGUGUUUACCCUCAGUAUGGAGUGUAAUAGUGAGGUAGGAUCAUCCUUGCACAAUGAUUCUGUCUCCAGUACAGCUUCAAGUACGAGAUAUCGUGAGGAUAGUAUUUUUCCAGAGGAACAUUCGUUGCUCCAGUUUGUACAAAUGGGAAUUUCUGAAACAACCGAAGAGAAUGUUACAUUUACAAAAGAAAUUUUAUCAUUGUUAUCCAAGUUAAAUCUGGAGCCACAAUCCUUACCCAGUGACAUCAAAGAAGGAUUGCAAAAAGUAGCUUUAAUCUUAAGGUUUGAAAAAUUGUCCGAUCUCGACGAUUGUGCACUGAGGAUAGUGUGUGAAGAAAAGAAAAUACAAGAAAAGAACAAACAACGACAAGAAAAGUGGAUGGCAUCAAAGUACGAUAGUCUAUUUAGGACUCAUGCCAAAUUGUCAAAGAUGGUCAACCAAAUGCAACAGAAUGUAAAUUCUCUUGAAAGAUCUGUGGAAGAUAGUCAGAAGGAACAAGAGGAUAAUUAUUGCAAUCAAGUUUUAUGGUCUACAAAGUUGAAAGAAUAUAAGCAAACUGUGGAGAAGCUAGAAGCUGAGCUAACAACCAUGCAAAUUGAUGAUCUUUAUCCACAAAAAAUCUUAAAUAAAUAUGAUAGGUACAUAGAACUACGGGGUGAACUAGCUGAAGUUAAUCAAUGCCUUAGCCAAUACGGAGAUUUACCACCAAACUUACUACAAGCUAAAGCAUUACUUGAAGUUAAGCAGAAGGAAUAUGAAACUCUAGAAAAGACAUUCUUAGAGAAGACAAGUUAUUCUUAACAAUGUAUAAUAUUUUCAGUAUGCCUCUUCUGUAAAU
Messenger RNA from Dufourea novaeangliae, 865 nucleotides. RefSeq lists its product as uncharacterized. Bases 43 to 828 code for a protein of 261 amino acids. The record is from RefSeq and is a predicted model, not a curated record. Lineage: Eukaryota; Metazoa; Arthropoda; Insecta; Hymenoptera; Halictidae. The transcript has 2 exons.